Scatophagus argus is the source of this 2383-nucleotide messenger RNA. Its product is annotated as ADAMTS-like protein 1. Gene Ontology annotation, molecular function: metalloendopeptidase activity. The transcript is spliced from 7 exons. The record is from RefSeq and is a predicted model, not a curated record. Gene Ontology annotation, biological process: extracellular matrix organization. Gene Ontology annotation, cellular component: extracellular matrix. The coding region runs from base 273 to 1433 and encodes 386 amino acids. Lineage: Eukaryota; Metazoa; Chordata; Actinopteri; Scatophagidae.
GGGGUUAGGUACCUUGCUCAAGGGUACCUCAGCCAUGGACACCGGUACGGGGAAUCGAACCAGCGAUCCACCGGUUACGGGUCCGACACCCUAACCGCUGAUCCACGACUGCCCCAAUUAUUCAAUUAUUGAAUUGAAAAACUUCAAAAUUGUAUGAGACCUUGUACAAGACCUGGGCAAAACUAAGGCAGUGGCACAAAUUAAAUGUACAUUUACCUCCUGAUUCACUAAGAUUUUACACAGUCUCAAACUGUGCAAGUUCAGAGCAGCACAUGGAGGACUCAAGUGCCAUCAGCUCAGUUGAUGUCAUGCUAAUGGCAGCUAAUGUGACCUUGGGCAACAAGCACUCAAGCAGAGGUUGUCCAGUAGUUCCUGACCACAAACUGCCAGUGCAAUGGGACUACAACAAUCAGACCAUGAAAGAGGUUUUAGGUUCAGUCCAGACCCGGAUUCUGGGUCAGGGUCUCCAGUACAGGAUGCUGGUGGGAGGCCGUGUCCUUGAGGUCAGCACACUCCAGGGGAAGUUCUCAGGCCGGUACCGAUGCCAGACCCUGAUCAACAGUACUAGACAAAUACUCUCCGCCUGGAUAUACGUCCAUACACACGAAUAUGUGUGGCGUUUUGGAAACUGGACCACAUGCAGUGCUUCCUGUGGAAACAGAGGGACUUGGCUGCGGAAAAUUCGGUGUGUCACUCUGGAUGGAAAGAAUGUUCAGCCCACCAUGUGUCAGCAUGUACCAAAACCCAACAGCAUCCCAGUUCCCUGCAACAGACAAGACUGCCCUCCCAGGUGGUCGGUAUCGGAGUGGUCAAAGUGCUCAGCCUCGUGUGGCGGUGGCUGGAAACAGAGGCAGGUGUCAUGUCAGCAGCUGGAUUCCAGCGGAGUAGUGAGGAUUCUGAGAGCAGCUGCCUGUGAGCAGAUAAGCCGGCCAGCAGAGAAAGAGCAGUGCACUGCCAAUAACUGUGCAAUCUGGGUGACCAGUCCAUGGGGAAAGUGUUCAGGGAGGUGUUUAGGCCCCACCACCACUGUGCAAAGGAGAUCUGUCAUCUGCCAACAUGCCAAUGGUUCUUUGCACACAGACUGUGCACUCAGCGACAGGCCUGCAUCAGUACGCAACUGUUCCUCUGACCUGUGUUAUGUCCAAUGGCGUCCUGGUGCGUGGCGGGCAUGUACGGUAGUUUGCGGGAGUGGCUUCCAGUCCCGCAGAGUGGACUGUGUUCAUCGCAGGAGUGGCAGGACUUUGGCUUACCAGCACUGUGCCUGGCUCCAGCAGCCCUCCACCUGGCAGCACUGUAAUACCACCACCUGUGGGAGUGAAUGCAAAGACACCACCCAGUACUGCAGCGUGGUGAAGAGACUGAAGCUGUGCCAUGUGGAUAUGUACAAACAGAGAUGCUGUGGGUCAUGUUCACAUGACACUGACUCCACCUAGUGGUAGUGAGCAAUUGUAACCACAAUCCAGUUUGUUGUAACCAAUCAGCUACAUGAGACUGAACAAAGACAUCAUCUGUGAAUGGAUGCUUCAAGAACUGCAUAUAUGUAAAUGGAACAAGCUUCAGUCAGAUUCUUUCCCUUUCUAAAAGGAAACUUAACAGAGCCUCAAAAGGAUGGAAGCAUGAGGGUGCUUUAUUUUGUGACUUGGACCCAACUGCCUAAUAUGAAGCAUUCACUUUGUGGAUCAAAUGGAGUUUUUGACUUUCCUGCAAAAACUGAACAUUUAGUUUCAGCAACAUUUGGUAAAGGUGCAUUGUUUACUGCAGAAUGCACACCACUGCUCUCCUGUAAACACAACUUAGACUGAGGUAUUGGUUUUGCCAGUGUUGACCUUUAUUAGAUAUGAGAUAUCAGCCACUCUUGUCAUCCACUGCUGAUAUAAGUGAGUUUCGUCAUAUCAACAGCUACAUAAAACAGCUAACUUACAAACAUACUUUCUUUCUUUUAAGUUUUCUUUAUUUAUUUGUAUAACUGUUCAAAAGUGUUUUUAUAAAAUGACCGAUCUAAAAAUGUUAUAGGAAAAUUCUACUUUAUAACAAAUGGGGUUCUCGCUUAGUAGUCAGCUGGGAUAGGCUCCAGCCCCCCUGAAACCCUGACGGAUAAGCGGUAUGGAAGAUGAAUGAAUGAAUGAAUAAGCAAAUGAGGUCUAAUUUUCAUGAUUAUGACCUUUACUUCUACUCACUGUUGAAAUUUCUGAACAUGAAGUGAGACAAUCAGACAGUGUGUAGAUUAGAUAACGGUUUAGUCAAACUGUCCAAACCACCUUAUUUGCUGGUAACACUCAAAGUAAGUGCACCAAAAAUGAAGGACCAAUAACAUUUUAAGUGAUACAAACGAUAGCCAACACUGAAAAAAAAAAACAAGACCCAAACUUGUAAUAAACUGAAA